This is a messenger RNA of Ectocarpus sp. CCAP 1310/34, 237 nucleotides long. The record is from the annotation of a GenBank genome assembly. NCBI's taxonomy places the organism in Eukaryota, Phaeophyceae, Ectocarpales, Ectocarpaceae.
AUGUUUACCGAUUCUGAACAGGUUGUUUUCCUAUGUCGGCAACCGGGGCCCGUUGUACCGCAUGCCUCCGCGAAGGGGAAGCUACUGGUUUCCGACACAUGCGGCCANGAUGCUUUGCUGGGUGCUGUGGAUAUCACGGGAUGCGUUUUGGACAUGUGCGGUGGGCCCACGGACGCCGUCGCGACCCGUCUUCGAUCCGCGUGCGAGAUACUCACGAACGACGUGAGCUCGGGGUAA